Messenger RNA from Aspergillus calidoustus, 1179 nucleotides. The record is from the annotation of a GenBank genome assembly. NCBI's taxonomy places the organism in Eukaryota, Fungi, Ascomycota, Eurotiomycetes, Eurotiales, Aspergillaceae.
AUGACCACCGACCCCGACCUCUCCCUCGCCACGGCAAAGGAGCUCUUCCUGGACAAAUCUCGAAAGGCCAUUCGCGAGCUUGUCAAAAGCGAGAGAUACCAGCUACGGGCUCGGAGCCGAAGCAUGGAACGCCUGCCGCAGUCGAGCUGGGAGGACAAGGACGACAGUGAGGACUACGACCCCGAGAUGGAGAAGAAAAAGAGCCAACGGAAGAGGAAACGAGCGAUGUCAGACGAUGGCGCGAGCUCCUCGGCGAAAAAGGUCGCGCUGAGUGAGGAGUAUUUGUCCGCUCUGUCGGUCUCUUUAAGUCAGGAGGACGAGGGACAAGAUCUCAACGCGCUGGCGGUUACUGGUUGUUCGGUGCACGCAGAAGAUAAUAGCACUGCCGAAGCUAUGGAUCUGGAGCCGCCCGCGUUGAAGAAUGAGGGGAACGACGUGGGACGACAGAGCACACCUCCACCCCAGUCCGCAUCUGAGGAUAUCGAAAUUUCCACCCCGGCCGUUAAUGCGAGAACGAUAGAGGCAGAAGGCGCCGCGAAACCCGAAACUGAGGAGGUGGAAGAUGCAAGAGUCCCGAAAACACUGGAGAUCUCGACCUCGUUUGUGCAUCCCAUCGAGUUUAACCAUCUUCCCAACGAAGACGGGUCAGACCCGUGUCACUUUUGCAGUGACUUCGCCUACGGCAUCGUGGGAUUGGGCAAACGCACAGUUGAAGUGGUUGAUCUCGGCGAUGGUCGCUACGACGAAAUCAGAAACGGCCACUCGCAAACCGGCCACCAGGCCACUCGAAUGUGCAGCAACUGCGUUCAGAGGCGCCUUCGCGUCGUCAAGUGUCUCAGCCAUCAAUUCGUCCCCAUUCAGGGGCUCACCGCGGAGUCUUUUGACUUUAGAGCGGCGUACGACAGUUUGGUUCCGGGCAUUAUCGGCCAGAAGAGAAGUGCCAAAAAUCCAUGGUGCAGUCUUUGCCCGACCCCGGGUUUUUUCCAAUGUCGGUGCGGGCUCAUUCUCUGCGAGACGUGCGAGAUCAUGGCUCGAGUUUUCGAUAGCGAUCUGGGGAAGAUAGUCGCGAGAAUUGAGGCGGAGGCGCGGGAUUUGGAGGGGACUCGUGCAGAUGUCGAAUUCAUCCUGCCGGGCAACCAGUGGGAAAAGCAGCAUGCAUUUGGAUCUGACAUUACUUGA